Molecule: messenger RNA, 4687 nt
Organism: Notodromas monacha
Lineage: Eukaryota; Metazoa; Arthropoda; Ostracoda; Podocopida; Cyprididae
Source: the annotation of a GenBank genome assembly
UUGUAUGCAUCUCUUCGCAGAAAUUGCGCGAUUUAUAUUGAUUUUAUUGUUUUGAUACCGAAGUUUUAAUAUAUUCAGUGAUCCAGAUGCUUUGAGGAUUGAGAGUUGAUCGUGUGGAGGUCAUCCCUAGUCCUAACUGAAUUCCUAAAUCGAUGGGUUCGUUCCUCGAUAAGCCGAAGACAGAAAAGCACUCAGAGGCUGGCGAUGGCAAUGGCAUGCGUUUCGGACUCUCCUCCAUGCAAGGAUGGAGAAUCGAAAUGGAAGACGCUCAUGCCGCAGUUGUUUCCCUGCCGAAUCUGUCUCAAUGGUCAUACUUCGCUGUGUUUGAUGGACAUGCGGGUGCCGGGGUAUCAGCAUACUGCGCUGCAAAUCUACUCGAUAGCAUAAUCAAGACAGAUGCUUUCCAACGUGGUGCUUCUGGGAAUAACAAAGUAGACGUCACAGCUGGAAUUCGUACCGGAUUCUUGAAUUUGGAUGAACGAAUGAAGACUUCGGUGCCGCAAAUUGUCAGUGGUGAAGAUAAAUCUGGCUCAACAGCCGUGUGUACCCUCAUCUCCGACUCCCACCUGUACAUUUCAAACUGUGGGGAUUCGCGAGCAGUUCUGGCUCGAGGAGGAGAAGUAGCACUUGCGACAACCGACCACAAGCCUAGUAAUCCUCUCGAGCGAGAACGAAUCAUCAACGCCGGCGGUAGUGUGAUGAUACAGAGGGUGAAUGGAUCGUUGGCAGUGUCUAGGGCGUUGGGUGAUUUCGAUUUCAAGAAUGUUGAGGGUCGCGGGCCAACAGAGCAGCUCGUUUCGCCAGAGCCGGAUGUUUACGUGCUGGAUCGCUCGGAGAACGACGAAUUUCUCAUUUUGGCCUGUGAUGGCAUUUGGGACGUUAUCAGCAGUCGCGAUCUCUGCGAUUACAUUCGGUCCCGUCUAAGGAUCAGUGACAAAUUGGAUCAUGUCUGCAACGAAAUUGUUGAUACUUGUUUAAACAUAGGAAGUCGUGAUAACAUGAGCCUAGUAUUGGUCACAUUUGCUGCAGCGCCGAAAGUCUCUCCCGAAGCCCAGGAAAAGGAGCGAAAGUUGGACGAGUUGUUGAAGAAGAAAGUCAAGGAUAUUCUCGAAGCUGAUCCUACUGUUGAUGUAACACUGGUAUUCGACGUCCUCAGUACCGAUGAUAUAAUAUCCGACUUGCCGCCGGGCGCGCAACUGCAUGCCAAGAGAAAUGUCAUAGAAAAGACAUUCCUGGAGCUAAAACCGCCACCAGAGGAAAAUGAGGAGCAGCAGCAGGGCCAACGGCCACAAACGCCGCCUGGCCCGCCGCGUGACGGGUCUCCCCCGCCUCCGCCGAGCCCGACCAAGUGAACAUUUCCAACUCGCGGCCCGCGCAGUCACGUCCCCUCCCCCUUUUUUCCUCCCCCAAACUCGAAAGUCGCCCCCCACUUUUUUUGAAGAGUACCCUUUCCCCGAAUUUCCCAUACCAGCCGCAGGGAGUUAGUUCAAACGAGCCGGAUUUGCCGUUCGUCCCGUGAAAACACUCGGGUAGUCCUUUUCUUUUUUUUUUCCUUGCUCUCUUCAUCAUCAUCAUCAGUGUUGCAGUUUGUUUUUUUGGUUCACUUUGCUUUACGAGUUUUGUUAAUCCACGCGCCCCCCACGUUCGUUGAUGCGAAGUUUUUUCUUCAUCAUUGCGAAGUGCCAAAAAUUGUCAUCCUGUGCAGUGCUUGGCUGAGAUGAGCGGUCUUCAUUGUUGAAAAACUGGUUUCUUUGAUUUUUGCUUUUUUCCUCUUCCAUUCAUUCGCCUUCUCCAUCGAAGUCAUCGUAGGGAGUUGGAGUUAUAACUAGUCUGCUGUUCAAUCUGAUUUUGGUGUACCAUGAAAAGAGGAAGAUUCAAAAGAACAAGUCUUGGGUCAAGGUGGGCCUUCGACACUCGCUUUCUUUUGUACGCUCGCUCUUUUAUGGGGUGAUAUCUUGUUUUGAGACAGCGUGGAGCAGUUUCCGAGGGGAAGAUGAGCGGUCCAAAUUUUCAAUCUGAUUUCGUAGAUAAUUCCUUCUUCGUCUCGCAUUCUCCCUCGAAAUUUCGCAAAUGGAAUUAUAACUUUUCUCUGGUACUGUAUUGUGUUGAGAUCUGGAUUGGAUGCUUCUCGAAAGCUCACGUGUUGGAAAGAGUUGGUGUGAGAAUUUCAGCCCGAGUUGGAUUAUUGACACUUGCUCUUCCGCAGUAUGAUCAUCUGAUUUAGUUUCUGGUUCGAUUAAGACAAAUGAAUCACGGCUAACUUUUAAAAUGCUCACGAAUGAUAAAUUAAACAAAUUUCUUAGUUCACCGAGUAUAUUUUUUUUUUGAAGAAUCUAAAACCGGGUUUGUAGUCGAUCUGAAGUUCGGUGAUGUCAACGGUUUCCAGUGUCGAUUUUAUUUUUUGAACGACGAAUGAACAAGAAGCUGGUGGGAGUGGCUGGGAAAACUGAGCUACCAUCGGAAGAUGUGAUCCCAUUUAUUCAAGCAAACCUCUGGUAUCAGAAGAGGUGGGGAAAAAUAAACUGAGAAUGGGGUUGAGUGAGUGCAAAGAGGAAAGAGAAACCCCUCGUUUUUUGUUGUUUCGAACGGAGCAUUUCCGGCUUGGUUUGUUGAACUCUGCUUGGAAGAAAAGGCCGGUGAAGACGCUCUCUCUCUCUCGCCGUGGGCCACUCUUGCCUCUGGUUUAUUAUUUUUAUGUGUUGACAGCGGGGUCUGCACGCGAGGGUUUCAUUUGUCCUUUUGUAUCCGCGUCCGAGUGUUCGUCGACGUAGCUGAGGUGACAGGAGUGACGGGUCCGUGCGAGACGUGCGAUUGCGAUACUUGGUGGUUUCAUGUGCUCGGGUGGGGGCUCUGGCUCGGUGUUGAAUUUAUUAUUUUUUUUGGGGGGUGGAGGGCCAGGGGUGAGUCUUGUCCACCACCACCACCUUUUUUGUUUUCUCUCCUCCUCCCCCCUGGUCGGGAAAAUGAAAACCCUGGUCGAGAAUCGGAUUUUUGUGCCUGGCAACAACGUUCACAGUUCUCUAAUCUGAGCAAAUCUUGGAAGAAUUCAGCGCUCACGACGUCUGUUAGAGAUGAUGUGCCACGAAGAAUUCAGGGAAAAAAAACGGAAGAUCCUGGAGUGUUUGAAGCAACUGCCUUUUUUGGUGCCGUUUUGCGUUAUUACUGAAAAACUCUUCAACCUGCUGAUCGUAAGUGGAUUGGUUGAAAUGUGAAAAUUACUUGUACGAGAGCAAAUCAUUUUCUUUGAAAUCUGCGGCGGAAUGUUUUUAUUUUAUUUUAUUCCCUGUGAAAAUUAUACUAAAAAAAGGAAUCGUGCCUGUGAAGCCUGGCCAAGUAUUCGCUGUCCUCUUCGUUGAAAAAUUUUGAUGAAGGGAAAUCCAUCAUCACGAAUUUUUCCAGCCUUCUGGGGAUAUCGUUAUUAAUGGAUUUUACCGUUGUAAUCGCAAUAUUUUUUCAGAUUUUGGAGCCAAACUGAAAAUCUUUUCAAGUGAUUCCGACCCUGUUGGUGCAAAAGUGAAGACCUGGCCGAAUGAAAAAAUCGCUGCAGGUUUUAUCGAACGAACGUUUUGCCCUUCCAGAUAUCCCUGUGAAUUUUGAUGAACUUAAUUGCCCUGUAUGAAAUGAAGUUGUCGUUAAUAAUGCGAAGUAUUGCCCUACAUGAUCAUCUGAAGAGCCUGUUCAAUUAUUUACUACCUCGUUUGAACAAAAUCCCAGACGUGCGUCGAACUUUUUGGGAAAGCCUAAUUAAAACGAAAUUUUCUUCAUAGCGAGUAAUUUUUUGCAGACCGCUUGGAAUUGUGUUGCAGAAGGAUUUCACCGUAUAAUGUAAAAAAUGGAAUUACGUCAAAAAGUUGUUUUCAGAAAUUGUUUUUCUUUGGAAAUGGUUACGAAUUUACUAUCACGAAGGCGCCUCGAGCUUUGAAGGACUGGAGAUUGUUCGCUCGGUGAAUGGAUUUCUCAUUCUGGAUCAUCUGUGGAAUGUGUUUGGAUGAUGAAGUGGGUGUUGUUCAAUGGUACUUGGUCGAAAUCGCGGGAUUCACUGUCAGGGUUUUUUUUUGGCGCGUUUGCGAAGAAGGAAAGAGAGAGAGGAAGUACCAUCCCUGGUCCUGGCCACAGCCACAAUACAGGUUACUUUGUGGGCGGAGUAAGCGAUAGGAAUCAGAGUAAUUUCCGUUUUGAUGUGGCGAAAAGAAGAAAGAAAAAGGAAAAAGAGAGAGGGUGGAUAUUUAUGGAACCGGAGGUUAAACGCGGAUGGAUGUAUCGUUUUCCUCGCCUCUCGUCUAUAUUUUCCCCUUUCUUUUUGUGUUCCUGUUUAUUUUUUAUUAUUAUUUUCCGGUAUCCAUUUCUCGUCUUUUGGUGGGGUUCGAAAAUUUUUUCUCAAGGCAUUAAUAGCUUUCCCUGUCGGUGUCGGGACGCCGAGUCCCGUGGGCUUCUUAGUUGCAGGACCAAGGAGGAGCAGCACCUUUUUUGCCAGUGUUGGGCGAACUCGUGUGUUUCCCUCUUCCCCGCCAUCUUCAUUUUCAAAAUGGGGAGGCAGAGGAUCCUUCAUUUUGUGCCCCUUUGUCCCCUUAGAUUUUUUUUUGCCUCUUGGAGUUAACAUGGUUAUUUCAUGCGCGCGGCUGGAAUUUUUUUUUCUCCUGUGUUUCUGGCGACGAGAAUUUUAAGAAUGUAAUUGGAGGAAAAUCGG